GUCCAAAGCAAAAAAAGUCUCAUAGUCAUAUCCAUACAAACUAGCUAGCAAGUUUUCUCUUCCUUGGCUAUUUCUUUGUUGCUUCUCCCUCCCUUUCCAGGAACUUGACACACCCAGAAGACCACAGAUAUAUCUGGAUAUCUAAAUAGCAAGCUAACCAACUUCAAGUUAUCAACCUCACAUCAGACAGAGGGAGAGUGAUCAUCGAUCGAUCCGUCGAUAGCCAUGGGAAAUUGUUAUGCAGCUCCUGUGACUAACCAUAGCCCGUCUACCUCAGCAACAUUUAGAAACAAUAGCAAGCAAAAUGGAUUGGCAGGAAUCAAAAAGGCUGCCGGGAAUAGUAGUGGCAAAACAAGUAGUGGAAUAACCCCAAAAAAUGCUAGCAAGGCAUUAGGCAAAGGCAACAGCAAUAAUAAUAUUGAAGAAAAAAGUGCAGCUCCUGAUGCAGCAGCUCCAAGGGAAAGUGUGGAAACUGAGGUACCAAAGUUGAAAGAGUUUAGUUUAGCUGAGCUGAAGAAGUGCACUCGAGAUUUCAGACCAGACACAAUACUGGGUGAGGGAGGUUUCGGUAGGGUUUUCAAGGGAUGGGUAAACGAGGACACCUAUGCUCCGUCCCGGGUCGGCAUCGGCAUGGCCGUUGCCGUCAAGAAGUCCAACCCCGAUAGCUAUCAAGGGCUCCAAGAAUGGCAGGCGGAGGUGAAUUUCUUGGGGAAGUAUCGUCAUCCAAACCUUGUUAGGCUGCUGGGAUAUUGCUGCGAAGAAAAUCAAUUCCUUCUUGUUUAUGAAUAUAUGCAAAAGGGAAGCUUGGAAAACCACCUUUUCAGAAAAGGUCAAGAACCACUCGGAUGGGAAUUAAGACUUAAGAUAGCAAUUGGAGCUGCACGAGGUCUUGCUUUUUUGCACACCUCAGAAAAAGUCAUCUACCGUGACUUUAAGGCUUCCAAUAUUUUGCUGGAUCCGGCCUACAAUGCAAAACUUUCAGAUUUUGGACUGGCAAAGGUGGGCCCAAUAAAUGGCAACUCCCACGUAACCACACGCAUUAUAGGAACUUAUGGAUAUGCAGCUCCGGAAUAUGUCGCAACUGGUCACUUGUACGUAAAAAGCGACGUGUACGGUUUUGGUGUGGUAUUAUUGGAGAUGCUAACAGGCUUAAGAGCCCUUGACAACAAUCGACCCUCUCGUGAGCACAGUUUGGUGGAUUGGUUAAGGCCUUCUCUUCACAAGAAGAAGGAGCUAAAGAAAAUAAUGGAUCCAGGGCUCGGAGAUCAAUACCCAUUAAAAGCUGCCUGCCAAGCAGCCGAGCUCAUUCUAAAAUGCCUAGAAUCUGAUCCCAAAAACAGACCCUCCAUGGAGGAAGUUCUCGUAACUCUAGAAAAGAUAAAUGCCAUUAAGGAAAAGCCAAAAACUGCAAAACCCAAUGGCAGAGGACGGCCAGAUGUACGUUCAUCACCAUCACCCCAUCAUUAUAACCAUCAUCUUCAUAGGUCUCCAAACUUUGGUCCACGAGGAAUGUAGUGCCAGUGCCAAGUCCAAAUUUGUAUCUUGUAAUAAACUUGUAUUUUUAUUUUUUCUUUCUGGGGACUUUGUAUAUGGACCUGUGGACAUUGAAAUUUUGGCGAAAAAAAAAUUCACUAUUUUUUGUCAACGGUGAGAAAUUCAAGAUUUGACUAGUCAAAGUUAACCCAUACAACUCUUGGAUCUCA
This is a messenger RNA of Prunus mume (Japanese apricot), 1703 nucleotides long. RefSeq names its product putative serine/threonine-protein kinase PIX13. Gene Ontology annotation, molecular function: protein kinase activity; ATP binding. Gene Ontology annotation, biological process: protein phosphorylation. The record is from RefSeq and is a predicted model, not a curated record. NCBI's taxonomy places the organism in Eukaryota, Viridiplantae, Streptophyta, Magnoliopsida, Rosales, Rosaceae.